Molecule: messenger RNA, 3399 nt
Organism: Magnolia sinica
Lineage: Eukaryota; Viridiplantae; Streptophyta; Magnoliopsida; Magnoliales; Magnoliaceae
Exons: 4
Coding region: 1007-3169 (720 amino acids)
Source: RefSeq, a predicted model, not a curated record
CUGGAACGCUCGCAGUUCUUCCCUUGGUGGAUUUGGCAGGCCUUUUGUAAUUUGCUCGGUUUCCAUGUUCUUCCUCAUUUCUGCAACAAACCCACUCAGGAAGAAAGAAUAGAAUAAGAUAGAGAGAAAGAGAGAGGUGGUUGUCAGAUGCUGGUUGGAUGUGCUGUAACUCAAUCAUAGAAGAGCUCUUCCUGCAAUCAUACUCACCUUUUUCUGUUUUUUAUUAUCUAUCUUCAACACUACAGUUUCCAUGUUCUUAAACUCCCAGAAGGUCUUAUCCAUCCUUUAGAAUCUUUUUUAUUCGUUUUCCCAUCUGGGUUUUGCUCACCUAUCAAUGUUCUUCCUCUCUGUAACAAUCCAAUAGAAAGCAAAGAGUCUCAGUUUUUCUAUCUGGGUUUUGGAGAUUGAUGUGUUUUUUCAUCUUUCCCACCCUUGAAAACUCAAAAGCUUGAAUCUUUCUACCUGGGUAUUGCAGAUUUCUGCUUCUUCUUCUUCUUCUUUUUUCUAGGAUCAAACAGUGGGCAAAUACUCGAGUUUUCCAUCUGGGUUUUUGGGAUUAAUGCGUUUUUUCAUCUCUCCAAUCCUUGAAAUUUUAAAUGCUCGAAUCUCUUCCAACUGGAUAUUGUAGAUUUUAUUGGGUUUUUCUCUCUGGCAUCAACGAAAGCUCGAGUUUUCUAUCUGGGUUUUGGAGAAUAUUACAUUUUGUCAUCUCUCCAACCGUUAAAGACUCGAAAGGUUGAAUGAUUUCAUCUUGCUUCGCAGAUUUUGGUAGUUCUUCUCUCUAGGACCAAUAGAAAGCAAAGCUAUAGUUUUUCCUUCUGAGUUUGCAGAGAGAACAGAGAUUUCCCCUCUAUGAUAGCUCACAUGCUGUGAAUUAUCCAUUGAAAGUAUACAGCCUGAAUUUCCAUCAUCUAGGGUGUUGCUGAAGAGCUCUCACAAUCCUGAGUAUCUUGUAUAUUUUUUUCAAUUUGGGUUUGAAGAGUAAUGCGCUUUAGGGAUUGCAGUAAUGGCAUCUUUGGUCCCAGGAGUCCUCUUGAAGCUUCUACAGCACAUGAACACCGAUGUGAAGGUAGCUGGUGAGCACCGCUCGUCACUGCUGCAGGUCGUCAGCAUCGUCCCUGCGCUUGCAGGCGGCGAGCUCUUUCCGAACAAGGGAUUCUAUCUCAAGGUCUCAGAUUCCUCACAUGCCACUUAUGCCUCCCUCCCCGACGAGCAUGACGAUCUCAUCCUCAGCGAUAAGCUGCAAUUGGGUCAGUUCAUCCAUGUUGAGCGGCUCGAGGCUGCAACACCCGUCCCAAUUCUCAGAGGAGUGCGGCCGGUGCCUGGUCGCCACCCGUGCGUUGGCAGCCCCGAAGAUCUGGUUGCCAAACAUUCCCUAUGCUUCCUCAAUCCUUCGGGAUCCAACCCCAUGGAGAGAACAUCGCCCAAGGGCUCAAAUGGCCGCCUAACUGGGGAGAAAGAGAAAUUGAAAUUAUUGAAAUCAAAUGGAAUGAAGGUCGAAGGGUCAGACACGAAGGCCAUUUUCAACAGAUCAAGAUCUUCUCUUUCAAAGCCUGCACUGAGUGUUGUAGAGAAGAAGGAAGUCGGGGCGAGGUCAAAAUCAGUGAAUUCACGGUCGAUCCCGUCAUCUCCAACGAGUUGCUAUUCAUUGCCCACAUCGUUUGAGAAGUUUGCGAAUGGUGUCAAGCAGCAAGCGAAGAUCAAAGGGCCAGAGAAGCCUACCACAAGGCAGGGGUUGCUGGAGAAAGCUACCUCCGUUUUCAGGGCAAGUUCGGUGGGAAAGCAGUCACCGAUCGGGAAUUCGAUAGGGAAUUGGGUCCAAGGGAUUGAAUUGGGGCCGAAGGCUUUGAGAAAAAGCUGGGAAGGGAAUGUGGAGAUGAAAGGGAGGGAAAAAUUGACUUCAAGGGCAGCCAAUAUGGAUGCAAAACAAGAUGCUCGGAGCACUUCUACUCCUCGGAAGAAGCUGCAAGCAAAUGACAAGCCCUUAUCUAAAGAGGACAAUAAGGUCCAGAUGCCUGGGAAGAAAGGAAAUGCAAAUGGAUCUUUGGAUGAUCCGAAUAGGUCAAGUAAGCUGCGGGCGUCUGUUAUAAAGAAAACAUCAGAAGUUGCUAAUAAUGGCAUCCCUGGCAACUUAGUCAAGGUUGUUACCAGUAAUAGAAGAUUGACAGAUGGUAGCAUUUCGUGGGCCGCUCUCCCUCCCUCUCUCGCAAAACUUGGAAAAGAAGUUUUGAGGCACAGGGAUGCAGCACAGCUUGCUGCCGUCGAGGCCAUACAAGAAGCUUCUGCUGCGGAGAGUUUGAUCCGUUGCUUGAGUGUAUAUACUGAUCUCAGUUCCUCAGCCAAGGAAGAUAACCCACAGCCUGCAGUUGAACAGUUUCUAACCCUCCAUGCCAAUUUGUGCCAAGCGGGCCUGAUCGCAGAGUCCCUGUCAAAGGUUCUUCCUGCAGGAUCAUCACCACCAGAUCAUGAAGAUGAACCAUCUGAAGAAGCUUUGAAGAUCUCAUCAGAGAGACGUAAACAAGCUGCUUCAUGGGUUCAAGCCGCAUUAGCCACUGAUCUAUCUUCCUUUACAGUGUUUAACAAACAACCCACCUCCAGCUCGGCUACAAAUCGUGGGCCGCAUAAUACUACAAGCAGCCAACAGAUGGUGGUGUUAGAGAAUUCUACUCGAAAUUCGGCAUUGAAGACUCAAAGCAAGGCUCGGAUCUCUAUCAGCUCCAAACUGACUGCAACUACAACUGCACGCCGGGCUGGGGAUGGACUAGCCAUGAGUCAGAAGCCACGGGCACCUCCGCCUGAGUGGGUCCGAGGGGGCGGCCUCAAUGAGGCAUCAGACCUGGCGAAAUCCUUAAGGGUGGAAUCUCGUGGUUGGUUCUUGGAGUUCAUUGAGAAGUUCCUAGAAGCCGAUGUGGAUGCAUCGGCACUGUCGGAUAAGGGUCAGAUCGCGGGUAUGCUGUCGCAGCUCAAGAGGGUGAAUGACUGGUUAGAUGAUAUCGGGGCCGGGAAGGAGAAUGGCGAGGGAUGCCCUGUCCCAGCCGAGACAGUUGAGAAGCUGAGGAAGAAGAUCUACGAGUAUCUACUCACGCACGUUGAAUCGGCCGCAGUUGCACUCGGCGGGGGCCAGGCGACGCCAGCUGGCCGAUCGACAGAACCAAAGGUAAGUAGAUGACAUGGGGUUUUUGUACGUUGCAUGCCCAUGCAAGUGCAUGAACGUCGUGGCGGCGCAGGACACGCUCAUUCCGAUGAUUAGGACACCCAUGUGAGAAGUCACCUGAGGAGGCCAUCAUUGUUUGUUCUUAUUUGUGUAUAUAGAAUCUAAGGUUGAGAUUAACAGCCUUAGUGAAAUGGGAAUAUCGAUCAAUGGUGUUGUGUUUGGGAUCAUAGAAAAAAAAAAUCAAA